GUUUGAUAUAUUUUCUUUAUUAUUCUUACCUUGAAUGUGUCAUUAAUUAAAGUGCAACUGCUUUAAUUGGCAGUAGAAAUAUUUUAAUAUAAUUUUAUCAUAACUAAAACGCCAUACGAUAACUGUUGAACUAAAAACCUUGCUCUAAAGCCAAAGUUUAGUAAACACCAGGAACCAGCAUGGACUUUACAUCGUUUGCCAAAGCCAGCAACGCUGAUGCGACUAAUAAUAGUGGCACCGAUUCAACAAAAACUCCGGAAGAAUUACACUUUUGGAAACAUGUAGAGUAUAUUGAAAAUCAUGGUAAAGAUCAGGAUGACUAUGAAUAUUGUAUGACAGAAUUUCUACGCAUGUCUGGCAUAUAUUGGGGUGUCACCGCUUUGGAUAUUAUGAAUCAAUUGGACCGCCUUGACCGGCCCUCAAUUAUUGAGUUUAUCAAACGUUGCCAGUGUCCGACGACAGGUGGUUUUGCACCGUGUGAAGGUCAUGACCCCCAUAUAUUAUAUACUUUAUCUGCAGUGCAGAUAUUGUGUAUUUACGAUGCCCUACAGGAAAUCGACUGUGAGGCCGUGGUCAAAUACGUUGUCUCAUUGCAGCAAAUCGAUGGCAGUUUCUUUGGGGAUCGUUGGGGUGAAGUUGAUACACGUUUCUCGUUUUGUGCCGUUGCCAUAUUGACAUUGUUGAAAAAGGACUUGGGUUGUACCAUCGAUGUGGAAAAGGCUGUGCAAUUUGUUAUGUUGUGCUGUAAUCAAACUGAUGGCGGUUUUGGUUCAAAGCCAGGAGCUGAAUCACAUGCUGGCCUUAUUUACUGUUGUGUGGGAUUUUUGUCUUUAACCCAACGUUUACAUCUGCUAGAUGUGGACAAAUUAGGCUGGUGGUUGUGUGAACGUCAAUUGCCUUCUGGUGGCCUUAAUGGCAGACCUGAAAAACUGCCCGAUGUGUGUUACUCGUGGUGGGUUUUGGCUUCAUUAACUAUAAUGGGCCGUUUGCAUUGGAUUAGUGCCGAAAAGUUAAAACAAUUUAUACUCUCCUGUCAAGACAACGAAACUGGUGGUUUUGCUGAUCGCACUGGCAAUUUGCCUGAUAUUUUCCACACUCUCUUUGGCAUAGGCGCUUUAUCGUUAUUGGGCUUUGAUGGUCUCAAACCCAUUAAUCCUACACUCUGUAUGCCUCAAUAUGUCAUGGAUCGUUUGGAUAUUAAACCUCAAAUAUUAGAAAGACCUUAAAUGAAGGCUGCUGCUACAUCAGUUGGCGGAGAUGAACGAACGAUUUUAUUGUCAGUUUACAUUUGAAAAGACGAAAGCUUUAUAUGAAAGCUUAAGAAAGCAUAAAAUAACUCUAAUAACUUUCUUCUAACACUUUUUCUAACUAAGUGCACUGGAUCUACUACGGAACUCUAAACUUCAACAUGGAAACUUUUACUAAAAUCUUAAACAAUUUGCAUUUGUAUUUUCUUAACAACAGGCACUACUUUUUUUCAACUCAUUCAACUAUUUUUUAUUACCACUUACUAUACACAAUACGAUUUUUUUCAAUUAUUUAUUCUUCAACUGCUUUUUGUUUAACUUUUUUUAUAAUCUAUUUUAUUAUUUACAGUUCUAGUAAAAUUAUUGUAUUUUUUAUAAAUAUACAUUUAUUAUAAUACAUACAUAUAAUGAAAUAUUAGCUUUAUUAUUUUUGCAUUUACCAAUUUAAGUAAAUAGUAAAAAAACAGAGUUAUUUUAAAUUAUUUAUAACUUUAUUAGUGAGAAAAAAAAUGAACAAAAUAUAUAAAAUUUUAUAAAAAUAA
This is a messenger RNA of Calliphora vicina (urban bluebottle blowfly), 1789 nucleotides long. RefSeq names its product geranylgeranyl transferase type-2 subunit beta (gene betaggt-II). Bases 180 to 1226 code for a protein of 348 amino acids. Gene Ontology annotation, cellular component: Rab-protein geranylgeranyltransferase complex. Lineage: Eukaryota; Metazoa; Arthropoda; Insecta; Diptera; Calliphoridae. Gene Ontology annotation, biological process: protein geranylgeranylation. Gene Ontology annotation, molecular function: Rab geranylgeranyltransferase activity. The record is from RefSeq and is a predicted model, not a curated record. The transcript is spliced from 2 exons.